Lonchura striata (white-rumped munia) is the source of this 1265-nucleotide messenger RNA. NCBI's taxonomy places the organism in Eukaryota, Metazoa, Chordata, Aves, Passeriformes, Estrildidae. The record is from RefSeq and is a predicted model, not a curated record.
AACGGGCUGAUGGUGGCCUGCUCCAAGGGCUUCGUGGACAUCGUGCCGCUGAUGCAGAAGUGUCCCUACAUCAACAUCAACCAGCAGGACAACGAUGGCAACACGGCCCUCAUGAUGGCAGCCCAGGCAGGUCACGCCACCAUCGUCUCGCUCCUGCUCAAUUAUUCGCCCGCGCUGCAGCUGGAGCGGCGCGACCCGCGCGGCCUCACGGCGCUCAUGAAAGCGGCGCUGCAGGGGCGGAGGGACUGCGUGACCGCGCUGCUGCUGGCGGGAGCCGACCUGCAGGCCGUGGACGCCGUCAAGGGCAAGACGGCCAAGGAGUGGGCGACCUUCACCGGCCGCUUCGAGACGUCCGCGCGCAUCCGGAGCCUCCUGCGGCGCCCGCGCGCCGAGCAGUUCACGGCCCGCUACCGGCCCGAGUGGCCGGCGCUGGCCCAGCUGGUGGCCAAAGCCCUGAGCCCCAAAUCCAGGAGCGAGAGGCUGUCGGAGAAGAUCCGAUCCUUUUUCACCCUCAGCAUCCCCCGCGACCCCGAGGAGGACGGCGUGCUGGACCACAUGGUGAGGAUGACCACGGCCCUCGGCAGCCCUUUCGUGGCCACCGCUUGCCAAACCGUGUGCCCCGACAGCCCGCCCGAGGUGGGCAAGAGGAGGUUGUCGGUGCCCGAGAUCCUCGGGCAGCACGCGUCGGAGACGGAGGAGGAACCGGAGGAGGAACCGGAGUCAUCCUCACAGCCGGGCUCAGGGGGAUCCUGCUGCUCGAGGAGAUCCUCCUGCUCGGGGGGAAGCUCAGGGAGAUCCUCCUGCUCGAGGGGAUCCUCCUGCCCAGGGGGAUCCUCCUGCUCACGGGGUUCUUCCUGCCCGGGGGGAUGCUCGGGGGGAUGCUCCUGCUCGAGGGGAUCCUCCUGCUCCCUGGAAUCCUCCUGCUCACGGGGUUCCUCCUCCUCGGGGGGUUCCUCCUGCCCGGGGGGAUCCGAGCUCCGGCCGCCCGGCCGCCUGCUGAGCCUCCUGCCGCUGUGGCUGCGGCGGGGGAACAGCGUCUGGCCCGGGGAGCCCGUCCCCAAAAUCAAAGUGAGCAAAGCCUCGGGCUCGUCCGCCGGAGAGAGGAAGCCCCGGGUGAAGGACAAGCACCUCCUGCAGCCGCCCCAGUGGAGGUACAAGGUGCUGAAGGAGGAGAAGAAAGCGGCCGAGGAGGCCAAGAAGGGCGAGAAGAAGAAGAAAAAGAAAAAGAAAGGUUAAGGCUGGAGGUGUCGUGCUGGCGACAAGGU